This is a messenger RNA of Daucus carota subsp. sativus, 2697 nucleotides long. RefSeq names its product protein TIC 100. The transcript is spliced from 11 exons. Bases 41 to 2500 code for a protein of 819 amino acids. The record is from RefSeq and is a predicted model, not a curated record. Gene Ontology annotation, cellular component: cytosol. NCBI's taxonomy places the organism in Eukaryota, Viridiplantae, Streptophyta, Magnoliopsida, Apiales, Apiaceae.
CUCACUCUACUGAACACCUUAUCUUCUCCGUCUCUUAAAAAUGGCUUCAAUUGACUCCACUGAGAACCCCCAAAACGACGCCGUCAAGCCCCAACCCGACAUUUCCGGCGACACACCUCUCUCUUCCUCCGACUCCGAGUCCGAAACCGAACCCGACUCUGAAUCCGAACCCGACCCGACCGGCCAACCCGAACCCAUCGACUUCAACGACAACUCGGAGGCAGUCAACACGAGAAUACUCUCCGACAUUCUCGACUCGCCGUCUCGCAAGAAGGAGCAGCUCGAAGAAGACGGAACGGUCCGGUAUCUAUCGGACCGGUACAAUUUCCCGGUAGACCGGGAGAAUUGGACCGAGUCGGACUUGAGAGAGUACUGGGCCGACGGCCCGCUCUCGACCGGAAAGCCGGGCUGGGACCCGGCUUUUGUCGACGAGGAGGAUAUUAAUGCAAUUAGGGAUGAGGUGGAGGCGGGCGGGGACCCGCCAAUUGCGCCCUUUUAUGUUCCGUAUAGGAAGUCGUAUCCGGUGAUACCCGAUAAUCAUUAUGAUAUUAGGAGCCCGAAGGCGGUUGUGGAGGAGUUGGAUAGGAUUGAGGAGUUUUUGCAGUGGGUGAGCUUCAUUUUCAAGGACGGGAGCUCGUAUGAAGGCACUGUGUGGGAUGACUUGGCGCAUGGGAAAGGUGUUUAUGUUGCUGAGCAAGGACUGGUCAGGUAUGAAGGGGAAUGGCUUCAAAACAACAUGGAAGGUCAUGGGGUUGUUGAAGUUGAAAUACCUGAUAUAGAACCAGUGCCAGGUUCCAAGCUUGAAGAAGAAAUGCGUGCUGAAGGAAAAAUAAUAAAAAGGGAUUAUAUGACUCCAGAAGACAGAGAAUGGCUGGAGAAGGAUAUUGAAGAUAGUGUUCGUUUGGCUGGAGAUAAUUAUGAAAUACCUUUUUAUGAGAAUGAUGAAUGGAUCAGACAAUUCGGAAGCAAACCGGAGAAAGGCCGCUACCGGUAUGCUGGCCAAUGGAAACAUGGAAGAAUGCAUGGAUGUGGUGUGUAUGAAGUCAACGAGCGUACAAUAUAUGGCCGCUUCUAUUUUGGAAACCUGAUGGAGGAAGAACAUGGUUGUGAUGCAAAUGUCUCAUCGGUGCAUUCAGGUAUAGCAGAAGUUGCUGCCGCAAAGGCACGGAUGUUCAUCAAUAAGCCCGAUGGAAUGGUUAGAGAAGCGAGGGGUCCUUACAAUGAUCCUCAACAUCCAUAUUUGUACGAGGAAGAGGAUGUUUGGAUGGCGCCAGGCUUCAUCAACCAGUUUUAUGAAGUACCAGAUUACUGGAAAACAUAUGUGCAGGAUGUAGACGAAGAAAGGGAGAUGUGGUUGAACUCUUUUUAUAAAGCUCCAUUAAGGCUUCCUAUGCCUUCGGAGCUUGAAUAUUGGUGGGAGAAUGUGGAAACAAGGCCAGAAUUUAUUCUCAUUAACAAGGAACCAGAGCCUGAUCCUGAAGAUCCAUCAAAGCUCAUAUACACUGAAGAUCCCCUUAUUCUACAUACCCCAACUGGAAUGAUAAUCAAUUAUGUGGAUGAUAAGGAACAUGGUAUCCGCCUAUUUUGGCAACCACCAUUGAAAGAGGGUGAAGAACCUGACCCAGAAAAGGCACAUUUCCUACCCCUUGGAUAUGAUGAAUUUUUUGGACGAGAUGAUAAUGUUGAACCCACCAUAUGGAUGCGAAUCUCGAAAGGAAUUGAAAAUAAAUUGAAAUCGGCAGUUGAUAAAUUAGGCAAGUUGAGUGAAGAGAAGAAAAAAGAUCGAGAUUUGACAAUAGAGCUGGUUAAAAAGGAAUUUGAACUAGCAGAAGCAGAAUUGACUCUUAAAGAGGUUAUUGAGGACAUGGAUGAGGAGUUGAAGCAACUGCAAGAAGAGGAAGAGAAGAAAUUGGAGGAGGACGUGGAAGAGGCUGUGGAGGAGGUCGGAGGUGAAGAGCAAGCUGCUGAGGAAGAGAAAACUACGGGGCAAGAGGUAGACAUUGAGGAGGAAGAUGAGGAAGAUGAGGAUGAUGAAGACGAACCUUCUAGUUUUGGCUCAGCUAUCAAACUGGAUUCACCAGACAAAGAUAAAAAGGGAACAGAAGAUGGAAGGUCGCCAUUUGCUGCAGCUUCUUUAUCAUUGACUCCUAGCUUUGUUUCGGCGGUUUCUACUCAAUUGCGGCGGCCAUUUUCAACAUGGAAGGGAAUCAGUAUGCUGAAGAACCCUUUAUCACCUUUACUUAAGUCGCAGGCCUAUCCUUCUCUAGUUGCUUGCCAGAAGUCGCCAUCAAAUACACAGCAUUGUUCACCAAGCUCCGUCAGUUUUCCUCACAUGUCACAACAAAGUUGGAAGGUAAGAGCAGUGAAGCAGACACAUCUCCAUGCCAAGCCUGUCACUAAGACAAGAAUGAGAACUCGUUCAAAGCACAAGUCCAAGCAUUCCAAUUGCACUGAUUUAGGUAGCAAUCUAAACGUAUUAUCAUUGUGCAUCCCAGUAUAGAUUCAUCUGUUGUGUUUUAUACAUCUUAAUCAUACAAACAUCUGCAGAAAUGCAUCUGUUGUGCAAGUCUUUUAAGCAGUACAUUUUUUUGUGUAGACCAGUUUGGCCUGGUCCGAGAGUAGCAUCAAAAUUGAUGAGCCGAUACACUUCAUUUUUUGACAAUCGAGGCUUAAAUUGACUAGUUUUAUUACUUUGCA